This is a messenger RNA of Diaporthe amygdali, 1551 nucleotides long. RefSeq lists its product as uncharacterized. Gene Ontology annotation, molecular function: mannosyltransferase activity. Gene Ontology annotation, cellular component: endoplasmic reticulum membrane; glycosylphosphatidylinositol-mannosyltransferase I complex. The transcript has 3 exons. The coding region runs from base 1 to 1551 and encodes 516 amino acids. The record is from RefSeq and is a predicted model, not a curated record. Lineage: Eukaryota; Fungi; Ascomycota; Sordariomycetes; Diaporthales; Diaporthaceae. Gene Ontology annotation, biological process: GPI anchor biosynthetic process; protein processing.
AUGAGGCAAAGAAUCACCUUCCUGCACAGGCCAGAGGAUGCCCUCGACCCGGCUUCCUUGGCCGUCACAGCCUCCAGCCUGACAGGCCCAGCCUUGCAUGCUGCUCGCGAGGACCGUAUCACCCUUGCCCUGGAGGAGCUGCCCGAGGAGCUGCGCCAGGUCCUGCAGAGCUGCCACGAGCUUCACAUCAGGUGGAUCAGCUCCCAUCCCUACGAGACCAUCAGCCCGCUCUGUUCCCGCCUGUCGCCUGGUCUUCACGUCUUCUUCACCCCGCGGGCAGACUCGACUUUCCAGGACGAUGGCCAGCUGUGUGCGGCACUCCAGACAGCAUUUGGCAACUUGGACUGUGACACACCAAAGGCCUCAUUCACCUCACUCCCAAAUGACCGUUUCUCUCACUCCACCGCUUUCCAGUACUACCAGCCCCUAGAAGACCUGUCGACUUUCACCAAAUAUGUCAGCAAGGAUCUCUGCCCCUUACCAGCAUCGGCGUCUUCAACCACCGAGAGGUCACCAUGCGAAUCCCGUGCUGAGCUGCUAUCCACCGCCAGCUAUCUUGACAUAUCCUGGGACACCAUCUCUCACGCCCUCAGGGUGACCGGGACAUGGGGUUUCCAGGAACAACCCCUGCGCGUGGUAACCCCUGAGGCCAGCAACCACCGCAUCGAGGUCGGAAUCCUCGCCACGGACAAGCCACACGGCAUAGAGCCGCACGAGCUGGGCCUCUCGGGCUCGCUGACCGUCCUCGGCCAGGACAAGAAGCCCGCAGCCACCAUCUUCAAGUUCCCCGCCCGCCACCGCCACGUCGAUGGCGCCUCCUUCUCCGCCGCCUUCCAGGAGCCCGCCGGCCUGCACCCCACGCUACGGCUGCGGCUCCACGGCGCCGCCGCCGUCACGCCGCCGAACCUGGGCCAGGACGACGGCUCCGCCUGCUCGCUGCUCGCCCACCUGACCCUGCCGCGUGCCGUCUUCGCCGACAAGUACCAGCUGUCCGACCCGCUGUUCCUCGGCUCCAAGAACCUGACCGCCCUGCGCUACAUCUCGCAGCCCGUCGACCUCGAGGCGCCCGACUACGCAGUCAAGCUGUGGGGCUCGGCCGCGCUGCUGGAGCUGGCGCCGCCAUCGGAGCCGGAGUCGUCCUGGACGGCAGAGGUGCCGCUGCACCUCCGCUACCUCAGCCCCGCGCCCGGCGGGUACCGCACGGCGCGGGUGCCGCACCCGGCCGUGUUCUGGGCCUGCACCACCGAGGAGGGCACCAAGUUCCCAGCGAGCCCGUUCGAGCGCGUCAACCUGGGCUACGACGGGCUGUUCGGCCCGCGGACCGUCUUCUGGCACGUCGAUCCGGCGCCGGGCGAGGCGGGCGGGUCGCUGUUCAGCGAGGUCCGCGUGCCGGUGUUGGACGUGGACCGGUCUGGCUGGGUCAGCGCCGGCACGGCGGCCGUGGUCCUGCUCGGGUUCGGCUGGAUCGCCUGGAAGCUUCUCGCGGUCUACCUGAGGACGGGGUAUGGGCCUCAGGAGCAGAUGAAGGCGCUGGAGAAGAAGGAGCAGUAA